Molecule: messenger RNA, 249 nt
Organism: Necator americanus (New World hookworm)
Lineage: Eukaryota; Metazoa; Nematoda; Chromadorea; Rhabditida; Ancylostomatidae
Exons: 1
Coding region: 1-249 (82 amino acids)
Source: RefSeq, a predicted model, not a curated record
AUGAGAUCCGGCGGUGAGUAUGCAUGCGUCGUGGUACGACGUCGUGUACGUCUUAUUUCAUGUCGAGCUGUGAAGAGAGGAGGAGGAGGAACAGGUUGUGGUGGCUGGCUGGCUGGCUGCCUUGACUCACCCACCACCAGCCAACCACUUUCUUUUCGGAAAAACGCCGACACACAGUCCAAGGACAAGUACGUCGUUGAAGCCGUCGAUCGUCGUCUCACACAAUGGGACGAGGGAUCUUCCAAAUAA